Messenger RNA from Dermacentor andersoni, 939 nucleotides. RefSeq names its product neprilysin-2-like. Gene Ontology annotation, molecular function: metalloendopeptidase activity. The record is from RefSeq and is a predicted model, not a curated record. Lineage: Eukaryota; Metazoa; Arthropoda; Arachnida; Ixodida; Ixodidae. Gene Ontology annotation, cellular component: plasma membrane. Gene Ontology annotation, biological process: protein processing.
AGUUGGGUCUGCAUAAUGGGUACAACAUCUCCUCACUGGAAGCAAGGUAUCAAAAUGAAGACUCUUUAUAACUACGGAGGAUUCCUUGCAAUAUUUCCUUACCUUCCAUAUGGAAACAUGAGCACUGAAGAGGCGAUUUCAAUGGACCUCCCUCAAAGUACAUUGAAGGGCCGUAACUCGAGUGAAUGCAUAGCUCUGUUGGACAGAAGUGUGCCUGAAGUUCUUGACUAUAUAUAUAUUGCCAACUACACCAGCCCCGCGAUUAAAAAAGAGGUGGAAGACAUUGCGGGACGAGUGAUAGAGGCGUUGAAUGAAACGCUUCAAUGCAGUAGCUGGGUGACCCCUACAUUGCUAGAAAGCUUCCAGCAAAAGUUGAAAGAAAUACCAGUGAGAGUAGGAUACCCGGACAAGCUGUUGGACAUGUCAGCACUUGAAGCUCUCUACAAAUAUGUACCACACUUUCCUUCGGAUAUUCCAUUCACAGAAGCCUUGUAUUACAUUAGCCAAAAUGCAUACAAAAUGCAAUUGCGCAAGUUUCGUUAUCCACAAGAGGGCAAUUGGCGUUGGGCCAGCAGUCCAAGAAAUGAUCGCCCGCUUCACGACAAGUAUGGAUCGAAAGUUGAAAUUCCCUACAGACUCUUCACACCUCCAUUUUUUCAGCAAGGACAUCCAAGCUCAAUGAACUACGGUGGCAUCGGCGGUGUGAUUGGUUACGAGCUGGGUUAUGCCUUCGUCCAAGGGGUCAGUGUGUGCAUGCGCAAGAGAACAUGUAAAUGGCCCAUCAUAAAGCAAUCCUCUGAACUGUUUGACAACCAAACUGAAUGCUUCGAGAAGCAAUACGAAGAGGCCAACGAAAAACUGAUUUCGGUGAGAACUUCAUUGUAUUCUUGUUCGGUAAACACCAAUGGCUUCAAAGAUGUGUAAUCAGAAUUCUAAAUA